Sebastes umbrosus (honeycomb rockfish) is the source of this 6939-nucleotide messenger RNA. RefSeq names its product forkhead box protein O3-like. The record is from RefSeq and is a predicted model, not a curated record. Lineage: Eukaryota; Metazoa; Chordata; Actinopteri; Perciformes; Sebastidae. Gene Ontology annotation, molecular function: RNA polymerase II cis-regulatory region sequence-specific DNA binding; DNA-binding transcription factor activity, RNA polymerase II-specific. Gene Ontology annotation, cellular component: nucleus. The coding region runs from base 2212 to 4437 and encodes 741 amino acids. Gene Ontology annotation, biological process: regulation of transcription by RNA polymerase II. The transcript is spliced from 2 exons.
CGAAGUAGGACUGCCGGUAAAAGUCCAUGAAUAAGUAAUAUUGUCCCCACAGCAACCAUCAACAUAACAGGUGUGAAUGUGCAUAAAAAUGUGAAGCAGGCUGUUGCUGUAGAAGAAUAGCUGGUGAGCUCAGCAAAUCGUUUGGAUAAAGGUGAAAGGUGAAGUGCAGUGUAAGGCUACCAUCCCACCAAAAAAAAAAAAUCAAAUGGCAUUUAUGAGGGAAAUAAACAACCAAUGGGAUUCGAGCACCUGUAACUGUGUGCCAGCCCUCCACUGCUGUCAGAUUUGGUGGUGGGGGUUUGGAGGGGUGGAAUCCCCCCUCGGUCAGUGUAGCAGAAUUACACACAAGGGUCUGACCAGGGCUGCCUGUCUUUGGCGAUUUGAGAUGAUAAUGUGCAAGUGUUGCAUGCCUCAUCACUUUGGUUGGAAGUGCAGAGCAGAGAUGAUCUUUCAAUCUGGCCUCUGAAAAAAAAACAAAAAAAAAAAACAUUUCACCUCACUCCUCCCGGAUUAAAAUCUAGGGUUACCUAAUCUCUUUUAAUCUGGACUAAAUCGGUCUAAUCUGUAGAGAAAAUUACACCGGCUGAGGGUAUAGCCCGAGAAUAAUCAUCUGAGGUGAAACCUCCUGUGACUUCUCCUCAGGAGGGAGGGCAUUUGGACGCUGCACACGUUGCACAGGACAAUUUGUUACGCACAAAGCAGAUCAGACACUGUUAGUUUUGUUUUUUUUAAAAAGACAAAAAAAACCUUGUCGGGAUUAUGCAGGAAUUUCCCCCUUGUAUAAUUUUCAUAUUUUUUUUGUUUGUUUUUUUUAUAGUUUAUUUUGUAUAUUGGUAGAAAUUUAAUUUUUUUAUUCUUAUUUUAUUCUAAUGUUUUUAUCUAUUCUUUUGUUUUAUUAUACUGUUUGACUUGCACCAACAAAACCAAAGCCAAUUCCUAAUGUAUAUCUCUUUACACCUGGCAAUAAACAUGAUUCUGAUUCUGAUUCUGAUUUAUCACCGGUUGGACGUGGAGGCUGACACACACACACACAAAGCGCCAGUGUGACGCUCCGCCAGAAAAGAUCAUUACGCAGAGUUUUGAUUAAGAAUUUGGUUUUUUUUUUACUCCCUCAGUUCAUAUCAGACAUAGUGGUGGUGUGAGAGAGACAGAGAGAGAGAGAGAGAGAGAGAGAGUUCGGGAUUUCGCUGUAAUCAUGUUCGCAGAGUAUUGAUUUCGUGAGCGCUCUCCAAUUGGCAGCAUCUCCACUACAGCGCCGGCGCGUCAUCCUCGGUUCACAUCGACGGAACGAGUUGUAAGCAAAUGAGAACAUGUGUGGGGAUCUGAGAGAGAGAGAGUGAGAGAAAAGGCAAAGGGGGGAAUAGAUAGAGGGGAGCAAGAGAGGAAGGUGUGCUAAAAAAAAAAGACUAUUUUAUCAAACCCUGACAACUGGAUACGAAAUUUUAAACGCUGGACUAUUAUUAUUAUUUUUUCUUUAUAUUUUUUUUCUGGGAAUUUAUCGAUUCGUCACAUUUUUGCGCGCACGCCUCUUCCAUUAUAAUCGCAGACAGUUGCUGUUCAGGCUGAAUGGACUUGUGUGAAUGUUGCCGCUGCCAGCUUUAAUCCGUGCAGACUGGAAGAUUUAAUAAUUCACGGUAAUCACGCAUUAUCGCCUCAGUGGAUGCUCUCAACACAACACAGCUCUGGUGAUUUCUCUCUCCACACCGCUUCUUCUUCUUCUUCUGGAGGAUUUAUCGACGGGGCUCUGCUUUUUUUUUUUUUGCAAAUAUGCUCCUUAUCUGAAAUAUCAUCUGUUGCUGCAACUGGAUUUUUUUUUUUUUUUUUUUUUAAAAAGCCCUCCCAUGACUGGCUCUGGCACGCGUUUUUCAUAUUGACUGCCUAUCCUGGAGGUGAUGAUGAUGUGUGGACUGUUUAAAUAAGAAGAAGCAUUUUUAAAAAAUUUGAUAUUUUGACUCCAGGUUAAAAAUGGACGAGAAAUUACUAUUACUUUUAUUACUUCUCUUGUCUCUACACGCCAGGCUGUGAUUCUGCUAUAAUGAUCCUUUCACUCUCAUUGAAUUGCCUCUUUAUUGAUUCAGACUGUAUAAGCUUAUAAUAAUAGCAGUAUAUUACAAGGUGUGCUUCUGAGGAACAGUUGGAUACGCGGAUCGUUGAGGUAUUUGUUGCUCUUCCAUUUGAUUUAUUCCGUUUUUUUUCGCAACUGAAGGGUAAAUGUUGAUGAUGGAGGACGACGAAUUAGACGCUGCUCAUCAGGUUGAUGAUUCGGAUUUCGAGCCGCAGAGCCGGCCUCGUUCGUGCACCUGGCCGCUGCCUUGCCCGGAGGAUUUCCACGAGGUCACCGGGGGUCUUCCUCUGGUCAACAUCAAGGUGGAACCGGAGGACGUCCCGGCUUGCAUAGGAGAGCUGAAGCAUCCAGCUUGCUCACUACCGGCACACACCGAGGGCGUCACACAGACGCACCCACAGACGCACCCAUGCCUGGCCGGCGCGGUGCCGCUCCUCGAUGUGACCGGACCACCGCCGCUGCGCAAAGCCAAAUCGUCGCGGCGGAACGCGUGGGGGAACCAGUCCUACGCGGAUCUCAUUACACGGGCCAUCGAGAGCACCACAGAAAAGAGACUCACGCUGUCACAAAUAUACGACUGGAUGGUCCGCUAUGUGCCCUAUUUCAAGGAUAAGGGCGACAGCAACAGCUCAGCCGGCUGGAAGAACUCCAUCCGACACAACCUAUCCCUCCACACACGUUUUAUCAGGGUGCAGAAUGAGGGAACAGGGAAGAGUUCUUGGUGGAUGCUGAACCCAGAUGGAGGGAAGAUGGGCAAGUCCCCCCGCCGGCGAGCAGUCUCCAUGGACAACAGCACCAAAUACCUAAAAAGCAAAGGCCGCGUCAGAGGCAAGAGGGUUGGCCGUCCUGGGAUAGGAGCGGGGUCUGUUGUGGUUGGGCUCCAGGGCUCCCCCGACCAUGGCAGCCCACCACGGAAAGGCCUGCCAGGAGCUGGAGGUGUAUCUGUGACGGAUGGAGAGUUUGAUGCUUGGACAGACCUCCAUUCCAGGGCUAGUUCAUCAGCCUCCACACUGAGUGGGCGUCUGUCACCCAUCCUCGCGGAGGGGGAGCCAGAGGAACCAGAGGAGGGUGGCCUGUCCUGUUCCACCUCCCCCCACCUCUACCCCUCGCCGACCAGUGCCCACUCUCCAUCCAGGGGAGCAGGGAACCUCUGUCCUCCCCUCGAGCAGUUGCCUCAGCUGGCUAACCUGACUGGUGCCAUCAGCCUGGAUGAGCAGCUGAUGGAGGAUAGUUAUCAUCACCAUCACCCAGCGCAGCAGCAGCAACACCAGCAGCAGCAUCCAGCUGUUGGCAGACAUAAGCACCAAACCCCUGUCUACCACUACAGCUCUGGAGUUAAGGUGCAGAGCGUCUAUGGUGCAGGCGUCUAUGGUGCAACAGGCAUGGGGAUGCUGCGCCACCACUCACCCAUGCAGACCAUUCAGGAGAACAAGCCAGCAAGUUUCUCUGGAACCAUGCGGGCGUACUCCAGCACCAAUGCCCUGCAGAGUCUGCUAACAGGGGGUCCAGCUAGGCAGCAAUACUGUUCCAAGGACAUGAUGCUGGGACAGGAGAGGGAAAGCCAUCCUAUGAUGGCUCAAGCUAGUAACGGAGUAGGCUCCAACCAUCACAGCCACCUCCCGGGCCACCUCAAUGGCCACAGCCUCAAUGGACCUCAUAGUCACAGCUCAGCCCAUAGCCAUAACAGAACUCACAGCCAUACGAGUAGUCAUAAUCACAACAAUGUCACUAACCACAACCACAACUCACCUCACAGCCUCGCUCACAACGGUCACAACCUCAGCCAGAGCCAUAACCACACACCGCCCAGGGCUGUGGCCCUCAUCCCCCGCGGCAACACCAAUCAGCUGCAGACCUACAACCACAAAGCUCCCUAUCUGUACAGCCCCCCAUCACAUGCCCACCUCCCCGCCUCCACCACCCUCCCCCCAAACCCAGCAGGUAUGCUCGGCAUGCCCCAGGACUCCUGCCAUGUGGCCACCGCCCCACACCCCCGUCACAACCAUUAUCCUGACACCCAACACCAAGGCAUGACUAACGGACCAUACCACCAUGGCCAGGGGAUGGGGAAUGGUAGCAUUGGUAGCAACUACCAUGGCUAUCACCAACCUCUCCCCCACGAGAGACUACCAGCUGACCUGGACAUUGACAUGUUCCACGGUAGCUUGGACUGCGAUGUGGAGUCCAUCCUCCUCCAUGACAUUAUGGACUCUGGGGAGGAGAUGGACUUCAACUUUGACUGCUCCCUAGCCCAGGGGGUGGGCAUCGGCAUGGGUAUGGGCAUGGGCGUGACCAUGGGCAUGGGGAUGGGAAUGGGCGGUCUGACUGGUCCACAGCAAGCCCACAGCAACCAGAGCUGGGUGCCUGGCUGAAGUCUAGGACAACUCAUCCUAACCUCUGAACUAAAAGAAAUACCCUACCCAUGAAGCACUGUGCUCAACUGUGACAUUCCUGACUUGACACAGAGACUAAAGGACCAACACUCCCGUCCCGCUUUGUUGUCUUGACAAUUCUUCUGUCACCCUAUCCUCUUUUGGUUUCCCUCCCCCUCCACCCCCUCCCGAGAGAUCUAGUUCAUGUCACAUUAGGUUUUUCUUCAUAUCAGCUAUACUGUGAUGACAAUCUCUCAGCUGUGCUUGCCCAACAUCGCUUCUCAUCUACCAUGAGAACUGAACUCUCAAUGCACUUUAUUGCAAGUGGGUCACAUCUCGCAGUGCAGCACGUUCACAGAGCAGCUCAGGCAGAGCUCGGCAUGUUUUGUAAGGUGGCUGCAGUAAUUUGACGGCAGCAAAUGAGGAAAUGACAAGCUCCGUUGAUAAAGUGUCACAUCUUGGCAUUGAAUUAAAUUUGGACUCCCUUUCCUCGUAUGCUGUCAUUGUCAGUGGUGGGGACAGUUUUUGCAAAAAAUCCUUAGUUGCUUUGUGAUUAGAUCCAUGUUUUUUCAAGCUUUAGCUCAACACCUGAGACACUGCCUAUUCCUCAUCACAUAGUACCAAAUUUAAAAUAUGAACAAAUACAAUUUUGUUAAAUUUAACCCUGAUUUGAUACUGGUUUGAAUGUAUUUAUGCAGUAUAUUUAAAUAGAGAUCUCAUCCGAAACCAGUUUACCAUUUUAAUGAUAAUGACAUUCACAUGCUCAUCAGAUCCAAUUAAUUAUCUUACACCAGCAGUCCUUUUAUUUACAGCGACAUGCAUUUAGUCCUUGGUGCUUUGACUUUUCUCUUGGAUGUAACAUUUUGUCACUGCCCUACUGCCUUCGGUUAGUAUAUUGCCACUACAUCGUUAAAUGGAUUCUAUCAUUACUGGCUAGCAUGCAAUUUGGUGAAUUAAAAUGUUGUAUCACCUUAUCUCACCUGGGCUUCUCGUGCCUGCUUCCCUCUCUCUCUCUCUCUGCCUGCCAGUGGAGACAAAGUGACCAUUCCUCACACUGAGCCAUUAAUGUGGCUUGAUUGAAAUUCAGCAUCUUGCUUUUAAUCUCCAAAGUGAUGCGGCAGCGAUGCGUCAUUAUUGAGAAUCUAACGCGUUGUCCUCCCAUCUCUCACCCCGGCCGUCCGGGCAGCCGCUCGCUUCUCCGACUUAAUGUGCCAGGAAAGCGAGACAAAACUGUGAUUAACGCCAAGUCACUCUGCCUGCUGUCCUGCUCUGAGAAGGGCCAAUGUCACUGUCCGCUUGCCUGCUCACAGAGGGUACAAAAAGGAAAAGAUGGAGACAAGGAUAGAACAAAAGUCUGUUAUUGCAGUGGGAUCAAUCAUCAGCCUCAGUUUCCAUACUCUUUGGGUGUGCGUGUCUGAAAACAGGUAGUGUAUUCGUAUUGUAAAUCAUCUCCAAUCUCUGUAUUUUGUACUCCCCUGUUCCCAUGUUUUCAGUGCUUAUACCUUGAGCUUCAAAUACUCAAAUAGGUGCAAUGGGAGGGAGAAAAGGAGAAAACAAUCAGCCAAUCUGAGUGGCAUGAGUCUAUGUCAAACAGGGUUGUAAUGCCCCACAGCCAUCCACAUCCACUUUUUGUGUGUUUAUUCUGUUGUCUUGUAGUUGUUGUUGUAUUGUUGAAAUUCUAAGGACCAACAAGGACAAGCGCUGAAAUAUCCGUGGUGUAAGGAUGGAAUUCAAUGGUGAAAUGAUGUUGGUAGUGCAGUAUGACCUUCCUAUGCUCCAGUACCGUGCACCCCUCCCACACGUGCUCUCCUCAAUUGUCUCUGUUUGUGAGUGUGGGAUUCUGAAGCUUGUUUCUCACUGGCCUUGAGAGAGAAAAAAAAACUAUUCUCUAGUUCCCUUAAGGAGACUAUCUGCGCUUGGUCCGCACCAAGUACGGCACACAAAGGAAAAGAUGGGGGUUAAAGGUGUGUGUGUGUGUGGGUGGGGGGGUUAUUGUUACAGCCAAAGGUCAAGCACGGCACAGACUAUCAGACCCAUUAUUGAGGUAAAUACCUUUAUUUCAGGGCUUUUAGUCGCGGUGGUUCCAGCUAAUCUCCGUGUGGAAAAUGUGUGGAAUUUUCUAAGCAAAUGGGCCUCACGAAGCAGUUAUGUUAUGCUACAGACAUUUAGCAAUGCCCUGCUAUUGGAAAGAGAGCUAUAUAUGAUGUCUAAUUUUCCUAUAUUUAUUUAUGAAAGAGAUUGGUCUUUGUCACUCCUAAAUGUGGUAGUUGUUUGAGUCAACUCCUAUCCCCUUCCUCUUUUGUUUUUCUUCUCUGUUUUUUAAGAUGUCACUCUCCCUUUGCUCCUUUUACUGACUUUUAUUUUGUACAAAAUCUAUAUAUUAAGAAUAUUGUAUAAUAGUUUUUAAAAUCUCGAAAUAAUAUCAGUUUUGUUGUCUAUUUCUUUUUUAAGAGAAUGUAUCUCAUCAUCUGGUGACUGUUAAAUAAAUGAAAUUAAAAGAAA